CAUGUGAAUCAACUUUGACCUUCGACCUCAACAGCGCUGAAAGGUUAGUUUGCCAGGCCGCCAUUUUGAUUUACGGAUAAUCACUGGCAAAUUUCCUUUGUUUCCAGUCAGGCCGUUUUUAAGACGAUUCCACACGAUAGCAGUUAAUCAGUACCAUAAACCGAAAUGGACGAAAGAAACAGCGAGGUUGCUAUGGACGGUCCCCAAGCUGUACACCCAGGAGACGAAACAAGCAUCAGCAUAGAAAUAGACAUGGGAAGAGAGCAGAACAACGAAGGGGUCAUUCCAAACGAAGAAACGUGCGGUCCCGCCGGAGUAGAAUCUGAGCAUCCUCCCUCACAGGGCCAUACAGAGCAAGUGGACAAGCUUACGGUGAAACGUAUUGUGGACAAACCGGACAAACGCUUUGUGUGCACGGAAUGUGACUAUAGGGCACUCUCAAAUGCUCAACUGUCAAUACACAAAAGAAAACAUACUGGUGAGAAACCCUAUACAUGUGACCAGUGUGACUAUGCUGCUGCAAAGAAAGGAAAUUUAAAGAGACACAUGGCUAAACACACCGGAGACAAGCCUCUCUUGUGUGGAGAGUGUGGGUACAGGACGACUGACAUGGCUUUCUUAACCAUACACAUGAGAAAACACACUGGCGUGAAACCUUACAAGUGUGAUCAGUGCGACUAUUCUUCUGCACAGAAAGGCAACUUAGACCAACACGUGGUUAGACACAACGGAGAAAAACCCUACAUGUGUGGGGAGUGCGGGUUCAGGACGGCUUUCAAGUCUUCCUUAGCCACACACAUGAAAAGACAUACAGGUGUGAAACCUUAUAAAUGUGACCACUGCGACUAUUCUGCUGCAGAGAAAUCCACGUUAGGCCAACACAUGACUAGACACACCGGUGAAAAGCCCUACAUGUGUGGAGAGUGCGGGUACAGGACGGUUACCAGGUAUUGCUUAACUGUGCAUAUGAGAACACAUACUGGUGUGAAACCUUAUAAGUGCGACCAGUGCGACUAUUCUGCUGCAAAGAAAGGUCAUUUAGAUUCCCACAUGGCUAAACACACCAACGAAAAACGCUUCAUGUGUGAGGAGUGCGGAUACAGAACUGCUCACAGGUCAAACCUAUCACGACAUAUGAUCAAACAUACCGGCGAGAAAUCUACCAAUGUGACCAAUUAAUGCGACUACAGAGUUAAGGUAUCUAAACAAACACUAUAACAAACACACUUCUUAUGGACACAGUUUACAAGUGUGUAUACAGUACGCUUGGCAGGUCUAACUAUCCGGACAAAAAAAUUACAGGUGCUCAAAACACAACUGUGAUGAGAGCGACUAUUCUGUUUCAUAGCAAAAUAGUAGUACAUUUCCCAAAAUAAAUGUAGAAAAAUGAAGAAAUUAUGGGUUUGUGGACUGCGGGUUUACCGGGACGGAAUUUAUAUAUAUAUAUAGGCGCAAUACAAACGUCAUCUAUCAACGUGCACCAAAUUUUAAAUCAUUGCCAUGUUAAAUUUAAGUUCUUUCUUUUAUAUACUAGCUAACAGACAUUUUCGUACAAAGGAGAGUUCUUUCUGUGACGUCGCGACAUGUAGCCAAAAUGUCCUACCAAAGAGCACACAGUAGACAAUCGGUUUUAAUAUUUAGUCAAUAGCAAAUAGACGCUGAUAUUCUAG
Molecule: messenger RNA, 1670 nt
Organism: Branchiostoma floridae (Florida lancelet)
Lineage: Eukaryota; Metazoa; Chordata; Leptocardii; Amphioxiformes; Branchiostomatidae
Product: zinc finger protein 525-like
Exons: 2
Coding region: 166-1179 (337 amino acids)
Biological process (GO): regulation of transcription by RNA polymerase II
Cellular component (GO): nucleus
Molecular function (GO): DNA-binding transcription factor activity, RNA polymerase II-specific; RNA polymerase II transcription regulatory region sequence-specific DNA binding
Source: RefSeq, a predicted model, not a curated record